AUGCGAACACACGCAGAAAUUAAUUUUCAAAACACAGCAUGUGCUGUUGAAUACAAUGACUUACUCGACGUCUACGCUGUUGGGACUUAUGAGCUCGUUGAUACACAGACCGACAAAGACGGGAAAAUUAGCCAUCAGCAGCGCAAAGGGCAGUGUUUAGUGUAUGACUGUACUCAGCGUACAUUUAAUUACUUGGAUAGCCGUCAAACACCAGGCACGCUAGAUAUAAAGUGGAUGAAACAGCUUCUAGGUCUUGUUGAUGCAGAAGGAGUGCUAUCUGUCGACAAAUUCUCUGAAAGUUCUCUUUCUAAUCUAUACACCAUCGAUUGCUCUCCGCACUCCUCCUCCUUAGCAUUAUCUCUCGAUUGGUCGAAUUUGCGCUGUGAUACUGAUCCACAGAUCGCUGUUUCCAUGUCAGAUGGUCGUGCAAUCAGCGUAAACACUUCCACACAGCAGCUGGUGCAUGAUUGGCAGGCACACGAUUACGAAACGUGGAUUGCCGCGUGGGAUCACUAUUCUCCAAACCAUAUCCUCUAUACAGGUGCCGAUGAUUGUGUCUUCAAGGCUUGGGAUCUUAGGGUUGGAUUAAACGCACCCGUAUCGUCUAAUAAGAAAUUCGAUGGCGGCGUAACUACCAUCUCUAACUCCCCACACAAUCAAAAUGAGCUCGCUGUGGGCUCUUACGAUGAGACGUUGCGCAUUUUCGACAAACGGAAUCUCAAGACACCCACCAGUAGUAUCAAGACGAGUGGAGGUAUUUGGCGUAUCAAAUAUCAUGAAACUGAUGACAGCAAACUAGUCAUGGCGAAUAUGUAUGGCGGAUUCGAUGUUGUGGAUCUCCACUCAAGUGCUAUCGUGCACACCAACACACAUCACAACCUCGCUUAUGGUGUCGAUUGGAAUAAAGAGGGACUGAUUAUGUCAGCCAGUUUUUAUGACAGGAAGGGUAUGCUUUGGAGUGUGUAG
Wallemia ichthyophaga EXF-994 is the source of this 966-nucleotide messenger RNA. RefSeq names its product WD repeat-containing protein 85. The coding region runs from base 1 to 966 and encodes 321 amino acids. The record is from RefSeq and is a predicted model, not a curated record. Lineage: Eukaryota; Fungi; Basidiomycota; Wallemiomycetes; Wallemiales; Wallemiaceae. The transcript has 2 exons. Gene Ontology annotation, molecular function: protein binding.